AUGGAACCCCUAGAAUUACCCCCCGCCGCGGAAGACAUCCGAAAGGAGAUGAUUGCAUUGAUACCAGAUGUCAGGAUAUAUGAUGAGGAUGAAAAAGGAAACAAGAAAUACGGCGGAGAUGAGAUCGCGGGUUUGGUUUCUCGUAUGAAAGCCGCACUAAACCUCGACGAAACAUGGGAAGGACGCUUGAGAUACUGGUCAACUUCUACGAAAUUGGUCAACACUGGAAAGCAAGGAUAUCUUGUAGCUAUAUCGAACGAAAUGCAGGUGUAUCCUGGGGGUUCGUUGAAGGGCGGGUAUUACAUACAAGUCAAGAAUGAACCUGUUUUGGGGGCGGGUGCAACUACUUUGUUUUUUGUACCGCGUUAA
Penicillium soppii is the source of this 369-nucleotide messenger RNA. RefSeq lists its product as uncharacterized. Lineage: Eukaryota; Fungi; Ascomycota; Eurotiomycetes; Eurotiales; Aspergillaceae. The record is from RefSeq and is a predicted model, not a curated record. Bases 1 to 369 code for a protein of 122 amino acids. The transcript is spliced from 2 exons.